Cyanistes caeruleus (blue tit) is the source of this 1994-nucleotide messenger RNA. NCBI's taxonomy places the organism in Eukaryota, Metazoa, Chordata, Aves, Passeriformes, Paridae. The record is from RefSeq and is a predicted model, not a curated record.
CGUCCCAGGCCAGGUUGGAUGGGGCUGGGAGCAGCCUGGCAUAGUGGAAGGUGUCCCUGCCCAUGGCAGGGGCUGGAAGUGGCUCAUCCCUAAGGCCCCUUCCAAGCCAAUCCAUUGCACGAUUCCGCAGAUUGAUGGCUCUGUGACAGAGGCAUUUGGAGACAGCAUCACCUGAGCUCCGGUUUGCUGUGAGCUCUGAUGCCAGCCAGCACCACGGGAGCAUUGCCGCAGGGACGUGAGAAGGAGCACUGUGACAUCGGCAGCACCACUGUGACGCAGGAACUGCCACAGCUCCACGUCAGGCCUGUGUGCCAGGAGAGUGCAGCCAGUCCUGCCUCGCCAUGGACCUGGUGACGCGUCUCGUGCGCUCUCUGCUCCUGCUGGCCCUGCUGCUGGCAGGGGCCCCCUCCCCAGGAGAGGCCAAAGAGCUCUGCCCAGAGCCCUGCCACUGCCCAGGGCAUGGGCGCCUGGACUGCCGCCACGCCGGCCUGGCCACCGUGCCCCCGGCCAGCCGCCGCCGGGCCCUCACCGUCCUAGAUUUCACUGGAAACUCCAUUGCUGCUGUUGGAAAACAAGCCUGGAAAGACUACCCAUGGACUGAGACCUUAGUGCUCAGGAAGAAUGAGCUGCGGGAAGUGAAGAGCCAUUCCCUGGAGGGGCUGUUCCUGCUGAAGCACCUGGAUUUGUCCUGCAAUGAGAUCCUGUCCAUUGAGGAACGAGCUUUUGAGCCACUGCCUUUCCUGAAGCUUCUAAACCUCUCCGGGAAUGGGCUCACGCGGAUCCGCAGCGGAACUUUCCAGGCCUGGCACGGGAUGCAGUUUCUCCAGCAGCUGAUCCUCAGCCACAACCCGCUGGCUGUCAUUGCUGACGCUGCCUUCUUCAAGCUGCCCUCAGUGAGCUUACUAGACCUGAGUGCCACCCAAGUGACUCCGCAGACGCUGCUGCUGCUCCUGCAGACCACAGUGAGCUUGGAAACCCUCCAAGUGCCCAAGGAGGUGGCCUGCUGCCUGUGCCAGGAGCGUCCCCGCCCCGAGAGCCCGUGCAGGACCAUCCAGAUCGUCUGCGAGAAGCUGUGCAGCGGCAGCGCCCCGCAGUGUGGUUGGUGUCCGGAGGGGCUGGGGGGAGCUCAGAUCUGCCACUUCUCUGGAGCCUGGGGAGCUGCUGCAGCACUGCCCCAUCCUGGGGGGUCCUGAUCUCCCCUUGGAGUGCAGGACUUGGGCAAAACCCCUUGGCUUGAGAUGUUCCUGGUGAUUGUACAUAUCUUGUGGGUCACAUCCUGUCUGGAGAAGAAACAGCUCACUGGGACACUCCAUGGCCCACGUGCAGGAGAGAGGGCAGGGCCCCCAAAGUGCUCUGCAGGCUGAACACCAAGCACCGUUAUCCCCUCGUUGGGCUGUGCAAGGGGAGCAAAGCACUGUCCUGCUCUAGCUGGGCACAGGGCAGAGAACAUCCAGCAGGCUGGACUUGAGCAAACAGAAACAGCCAGGUUUCCAAGGUCCCCACACAGAGCUGGCUUCUGUCACUGGCUCAGCCCCACGUUUCCCACAGCACAGUCCCAGAGCUCUGGUGCUCUUGUGGAAGUUUUUCCUGCUGAGACAGCUUGAGCUGCUGCUGUUGGGAAUUUCCCCGGAGCAAAGGAGUCCCUGGGCUUUUCUCCCCUGCCAGUCUGUGCCCCCAUUGCAGUGCUGAUCUUUCCUCUGGGCUCUCUGGCUCUUGUGUGGCUCCUGCAGAGCAGCCCAGGCCUGGCUCAUCCAGAGCUGUGGGGAAGUCUCCGACAGGAAACCCAUUCCCCAGGGAUGUUUCCUUCCCAUCCAAAGAGAGCCCCUGGAGACAGCAGGAAAGAACCAGCGCUCUGCUCUGCCCCAAGGGGAUAAUGGGAUGGAUUGAAGGGGUCUUCUCCUCUUCUCCCCAACACAUCCCCCCCUCUGCUCUCACGCUCCCUGGCCUUGAGAUGAGCUCCUGCUGCUCAGGGUAACCUCUGAGCCUGUGUUGGU